UUCGGGGAGCUGUGCCUCGGAGGAGGGGGAAAAGGAGGGAGGAGGACCACGAAAGAGUCACAGGCACACUGCCCCAGAUGGUCCAUGUGAGGAAGCCACGCUCUGCGUGAUGCAUCAGUGUGUGAGCUGAAGUUCAGCGUGGAGCGAAUCCAUCCUUUGAAUUCUCUCUUUACAUUUCCAGUAGACGGCCUGAAAGUCAACAUGAUCGACUACGAGCGUCCCCAUCCAUUAGGCUUCGGGCCAGCUGGGAGGAGUGUGAUGGUUCCGGAGCUCCCACUGCACACACAUACUCCCACUCCGACGGCCAUACCUCAGAGAAACUCCCACCAGAGCAGGAGAGCCAGCACAGCGGCUGCUAGGAGGAUGGAAAGGAGACGCACAGACCUGGAGGAAAGCAACAACCACCCAACCAGCAGCCACAACCCCCGCUCCAAGAAACUGGCCAUGAUAUCCAGGUCCUUGAUCCUGUGUCAUUCUAAAACCAAUGAUGACUGUCCAGACGGGAGGCGUGCUGUAUCGGAUGGGUGCAAGAGAUGGGGCCCAGGCUGUAGGGCACUAAUGACUGCUGGGGGUCAAACGCACUGGAGGACAAGUGACCAAUCAGCCCUGGGGAGGAGAGGAGACACUGAGUUGCAGCAUACCAGCACACUCAGGGAGAACAAAAAGAGCAUGAGGAGGUCCUUCAGCAUCAAGGAGAGCAGUAUCUGGAGGAUGUGUGUAGCCACAGGGCCCACUGAAGACGUGUGUGGACCACAAGCCGCUGAUAACAUCAACCAGACAGGGGACGAGGACAUUAAUGUGGAGCCAUGCAACGAGGGGAAUUUACACAGAAGCUGCAGCUCCCUGAGCCCAGACAAGCUGGCGCCGUUUCUAGAUGGCAGUACAUGGCAGGCAGGCGAGAGGAUGAUGACUAUUCACAUUAAAGCCUACAGUGAGGACACUUUCAGGAGUGAGGACAUCCUACAUUCACAAAGUCUCACGGCAAACUCAUCACACCUGGCCCUCAUUUCCCCAUCUAAUGCGCACUUGUUACCUGGAUCCACAGAUGAAGAACGUCUUGCCAACAACAACCACCUCAAGUUCUCCAUCCCAGAGGUGAAUGAAGAGAAGUUCUGGGACACAGAUGAGACUAAGCCGAGCCCAUCAGGACAGAUGGCCACUAAAAGGACACGCUUCAACUCAGCCACAGGUGUUCAUCCUUACUGGAUUGGGGAUCUGGACAGCAUCAUCAUGAAGACCCCAGAGCUGUACACUAUUCAUCCUCAUGGGAAUGGAGGUUUAUAUGGAAACAGGAAGUCUCUGUCCCAGCAGCUGGAGUUUCCUCAUUCCACUACACAAUCUGUUCAGCAUCCCUCCCGCUCCCUCAGCUCUGCCCAGCUAGUACACUCCUGCAGUAACACGCAAGCCUUCAUUAUCUGCAAUGUUGUGCUGAUGAAGGGCCAUGGCAAGGGUCUGGGCUUCAGUAUAGUGGGUGGGAAGGACAGUAUGUAUGGACCAAUGGGGAUCUACGUCAAGACCAUUUCCCCUGGUGGCUCAGCAGCUGCUGAUGGAAGGCUGCAGGAGGGUGAUGAGAUCCUGGAGCUGAAUGGAGAGUCACUACAUGGCCUGACUCACGAUGAGGCCCUUCACAAGUUCAAACAAAUCAAAAAGGGGCUGCUGACUCUGGUGGUGAGGACAGGCCUGCGUCUGGGGGCCCUAUGUGGUCAAUCGCAGGUAGCUCAGCUAUGCAGGUCACGCUCCCUCAGCUCCACCACAAGCAUGGCCAGCGCUGUCGCUGACAUGGGAGAAUACAACUGCCUGAACAACACACGGAGUGUACCGGGUCAGCCCGCCAAGCCCAGGGACCGCGUCAUGAUGUUGAUCAUCCUGCAGAAAGAAGAUGCAGGUGGUCUUGGUAUUGGACUGUGCUGUGUUCCAUCCAGUGACGGAUACCCAGGGAUCUACAUCCUCACCCUCUCUCCAGGGUCUGUGGCUCACAUGGACGGGAGACUUCGAUGUGGGGAUGAGAUUAUGGAGAUCAACGACACUGUGGUUUACAACAUGGUGCUGAAUGAUGUCUACACAGUAUUGAGCCAGUGCGCACCAGGUCCAGUCCAUGUCAUUAUCAGUCGACACCCCGAUCCCAAAGUAUCCGAGCAGCAGCUGAAACACGCUAUUGCUCAGGCAGUGGAAAACAGCCAACUGAUGAAAGAUAAGAGCCAGUGGAGCAUUCAUGGGCUGCGUGUACCGGCAUCCUUCUCUCACAGCCAGCUCAGAUGUGAACAAUGUCUGGAGAGGAGUUUCAGUCAGCUGACGGUUCGACAAGCCCAGAAGACCAUGACCCGCUCCUGCAGCGACAACACCCAUGGUCCCAAUCACAACAACUGCCUUACCACACACAGCCUUCACAAUACACACCGUACCCCAUCAGCGCGCGUCCACAGCCUUGACACAUCCGAGUCUAUAACAGAGACGUGCUCUGACAACAGACUGUCAGUGCCAGUGUAUCCUGAUGAAGACUAUAACCUUCCACGCAACCAUACUCCUGCCAACUUGUCAAGUCAACACGCCCUUGAUCUGGCCUCAAGGGGUUACAAGUCCACCUGCAGGAUGCGUGUUGCUCAACAUCGGCAUUGCAGGCCUCAGGAUGUUACCAGUGAGGAGGGUUGUAAUGGAGAGUCCAGUGGACCCACCAGAGGAUCCCCUGUUUGCGAUGGAGGACUGGAGUCCUCAUCACACAUCAGCUGCCAGCUCUUCAGCAGAAUGUACAAGUCCUUGAGAAAGAUCCUGAGGUUGCUCUUAACGAAUGAAGGAGAACGAAUAAGAGAAGAUUCAGAGGGGAUCAAGGAAAAUGCCUCUCAACCUGUAGCCGAUACCAACAACGGACUUCACUCAGCGGUUCUCUGCUCACAGCUGAAGAGAGGAGCCCUGAGGAGGAAGGCUCGUAUCGAAGAACAGCUUCAGGAUCCUUGGGUUCGCCUUUCAAACAGCCCUCCGGAAGAACGGACUAGGAUCCACCAUCGCCCCUGCAAGCGUGCUGCAGAAGGAACACAGCCUGUGAACAUCCACAACAAGCCUGCCGCCACAAGUGACCAACCGAACAUGUCCAAUCUCAAUGGCUUAGCCACCGAUGGAUCUUCAGAUCCUCCAUCCAACACGGCCCCUGGAAACGUAUCGGAAGCACCUUUGGGAGCAAAGUUAGGGCCCCCGGUGGCACCAAAACCUGUCUGGUUUCGAAGGAGUUUGAGGAAAAUUGAGGAUGAGCAGGAACAGAAGAAGCAAGCUAAACCCGCAGAGGAGAGGUUGGCUGAAGGCUUCAACAGAAGCUUUGGAGUCAGAUCUGCCUCUUCUGCUGCCAAGUUGUCAAUCAAACAAAAGAUCCAUUCAUUUGAAACUUUUUCCAAUCCAGAGGUUCCAGAAAAGGGGGGUAUCAGGUCGCCCCUGGCCCCUUCCAACUCUCUUCCUCUGGUGAGGGAUUCCAAGAGUCCCCCUGCCUCACAUCGAGAGUUUGGAAAUGGCAAAAAUGAAAUGCCAAAAGAGAUCCAGGCUAACAAGUCUGCAUCUGUUAGGGAGACAAACCACACACUUGUGUUUGCUUCACCCUCUGCUACCACCAUCUCCUCCUCUGAAGCUUGUAGUCAAACACCAGCAGAGUCCCCUGAUGAUGAACCUCACUCUAGCCAAUCCUUUAAGGCUCGGCCACUUUUUGACACCAUCAGUGGCAAUCUGGACUCAGGGACGCAUGAUUUUCAUUCAGCUCAAGUCCAUGAUGACAGAAAUGUCUUUCCAACAAAGCAGGGAUCGGAGCUCAAGAGAGUGGAUCUUACCGGGGACACAGAGUGCAAAGUCCCACCCUCUGAAACAUCUGUAGGAUCCAGUGAAGUCCAAGGGGAAAGUUCUCCAGAGAGUCCAGAGGAAGAUGGAGCACACAGCCAAGAAAUGGUGCAGAGCACCACUCUGAGAGCGGUUCCCCCCGCAGACAGUAACACCCUGGGAGGUCUGGGGGAAGAUAUUUUAGGCAAAAUCCUUUCCUUCAGUAACCAGGUGUCACAAGCUCUGAUGCGCUGCCGACCGAUACACCCCCGCCAAGGAAACGCUGCCUCCCUAAAGGACUCCUCCGCUGUCGACUUUACAGAGCACAUGCUGGACCCCCCCGACAGAGGGUUCUCUGUCAGCUUGGCCACACUGAGGAAGUGCACAAUUGAGCGCGGGGAGGAGGCUUGUGAUGACGAGGCAGCGCUCACUUCGGCCCAGUCCGUCAUCUCAGCGAUCCCCUCUCAGGAAAUACAGAGGAUGAUCCAGGAAGUCAAAGGUCUGGACGAAGAGACCCUGAAGCAACUGGCGGCCAUCCAUGUUGUGGUUCUACACAAAGAGGAGGGAGCUGGUCUGGGCUUCAGUAUUGCUGGAGGUUCUGACCUGGAGAGUAGAGCUACCACAGUCCACAGAGUGUUUCCCAGCGGCCUGGCAGCUCAGGAGGGCACCAUUGAGAAAGGAGAUGAGGUGUUGUCUAUAAACGGACAAACGCUGCGCGGCCUCACGCACGCCGACGCCACCGCGGCUCUGCGUCAGUCCCGCUGCCUGAAACAGGCCGUGGUGGUGGUCAGCAAAGGAGCCGAGGACGAUGGAGGAGAGGGGGGAGGCCCUGCAGCAGCGGAGGAGCAGGGAGCCCUGCUGACUGCGCAGCUCCACAAAGGAGCUGGAGGAGUCGGCUUCACCCUGGAGGGAGGAAAAGGCUCAAUCCAUGGAGACAGACCUUUAGUCAUCAACAGGGUCUCUAAAGGUGGAGCAGCAGAGCAGAGCGAUCUGCAGCAUGGAGAUGAGCUGCUGCAGGUCCAGGGAACCAGCCUGCAGGACAUGACUCGCUUCGAGGCCUGGAACAUGAUCAAGACCUUACCUGAAGGACCCAUCAUGGUGGUCAUCAGAAGGGGGGUCGGGGGGGUAGAAUGACAGACACGGCUGAUGAAAUCCACAGUAAAACACAUUUCUGUCAUACUUUUAGCACAUUUGUGAACAGAUAUGGAUGAUCAAGUUCUACCAUAACCCCCCCCCCCCCCCCCCGUGCGGGAGAGAAGGGGGGCACAAACCUGUAGUGAGGUGACGUAGAAUACGUCCAUGUUUUACCCCUUUAGUUGUUGCAUAUCUGGCGUCAGCGCUUGAAGAAAGACGCAUGUAUUGAUUGUAACAGUGACGGCUACACAGGGACAGUGUCCAUGCUCUAUUGCUGCUCACUGAUUGACAGCUUGAUGGAGCAGCAGUUGGGGGCGGGGCUUAGCCAAAUAGGUAGGAUUUUCUAUAACUAUAGAAAAUUAUUAACAAUCUGCUUCAAUCUUUAAAGGUCAAAAUAAUUGAGCUGCUUUAAAGAAGCAGUUGUUUUGUUGGUCUGUGCACCUUGUGUGGCGUCUUUGCCACUGUUCAAAAUAAACAGUUUUCUUUUUCUGCGUCA
Gasterosteus aculeatus aculeatus (three-spined stickleback) is the source of this 5422-nucleotide messenger RNA. The record is from RefSeq and is a predicted model, not a curated record. Lineage: Eukaryota; Metazoa; Chordata; Actinopteri; Perciformes; Gasterosteidae.